AUGACCUCGUACAUCGCAAAGACGGCUGCCAGGAAAUUUCUAGGCAAACAGUUACAGGACAAGUUCGGUCAAGGAGACCCUUACUACGAAAAAGUUCCUGGCACAAAACGCAACGGAGAGCCCACCGGCAAGCAGGUGAAGCAGAAACGCAAAUUGCCUCCUGGUCUCUCGGAGCAUGAUGCCAAGGUUUUGGUGGGAGUAAGGAGAAGAGUUCAUCACUUGGACUGGUCGUUGUUCACAAUAUUCGGAGUUGGUUUUGGAUGGAGCACAGUGAUUGGCAUAAUUCCCGGAAUUGGAGAUGCCAUCGACGGACUAAUGUCGCUGUCAGUCUUCAGAAAAUGCUGCAAGGUUGAAGGUGGCCUCCCAGCGUCGGUAAAGUUGCACAUGAUGGUCAACGUAGCCAUUGAUUUCAUCAUUGGGCUGGUUCCCGGGGCAGAGGCAAUCUACAGAGGCAAUACACGGAACGCUCUCCUUCUCGAAGAUUUCCUGAGAGAGAGGGCAGAGAAAAAUUUACGCAAGACGGGACACCUGCCCGAUCACGCCCGCGCAGAAGAUGGCCGACGUCAGGGCAAAGGGAUGCGCCGAGAGGACUCGAGGGUUCAGAGGGAUGAGCGCCGAUACCACGACGGCAUCAUUGCCCCUGGUGAAUUCCCGGAUGGCCAUCGGUCCACAAAGAAACGAUCUGGCCGAAGAUAA
Messenger RNA from Metarhizium brunneum ARSEF 3297, 696 nucleotides. RefSeq lists its product as uncharacterized. The record is from RefSeq and is a predicted model, not a curated record. NCBI's taxonomy places the organism in Eukaryota, Fungi, Ascomycota, Sordariomycetes, Hypocreales, Clavicipitaceae.